AUGAAGGCAUGGCUCUUAUAUCUGUUUAUGAUGUUAUAUUUCGUUAAAAUAUCGACUACACUCGACAAUGGAUUGUCAAGGACGCCUCCAAUGGGGUGGAUAGAUUGGGAAAGGUUCCGAUGCAACGUCGACUGCAACAACGAUCCGAAUAACUGUAUUGGAGAGAAAUUGUUUAGAGACAUGAUUGAUCGAAUAGCAGCCGAUGGUUACAAAGAUGUGGGAUAUGAAUAUGUAAAUUUAGACGAUUGUUGGAUGUCACAUGAACGAGAUGAGAACAACAGACUGACAGCAAACUCAACUCGAUUUCCAAAUGGUAUAAAAUCAUUGGCUGAUUACGCUCACUCUAAAGGACUGAAGUUGGGUAUUUAUGAAGACUAUGGUCUGUUGACAUGUGCUGGAUAUCCUGGUAGUUUAAAUUACAUGGACAUAGACGCACAGACCUUCGCCGAUUGGGGAAUUGAUUAUCUUAAAUUUGAUGGAUGUUAUUCACUUCCCUGGACGAUGAAUAAGGGCUAUCCGGAGAUGACACGUGCUUUAAACAAAACAGGCCGACCAAUCGUAUUUUCAUGUGAAUGGCCGUUUCACCAACAAAAGGCUUCAAUUAAGCCGAACUAUAAACUGAUUCGUAAAAAUUGUAAUUCGUGGCGUAACUUCAAGGAUGUUCAAGACUCCUGGGACAGUGUUAUGAAAAUAAUUGAUUUCUAUACAAAAGAACAAGAUACAUUAAUCGCUGCAGCGGGGCCGGGAGGGUGGAACGACCCGGAUAUGCUUAUUAUCGGUGACUUUGGUCUGAGUUACGAUCAGUCAAAAUCCCAGAUGGCAAUGUGGUCAAUAUUUGCUGCACCUUUAAUGAUGUCUACCGAUCUGAGAACUAUCAGCGAUGAGGCCAAAGAGAUACUACUUAAUAAAGAAGUCAUUGCUGUGGAUCAAGAUGCACUUGGAAAGAUGGGUAGAAGGGUCAUCUCAAGAGGCAGUGUUGAUGUGUGGAGCAGACCCUUGGUCAACGGAAGUUACGCAGUGGUGUUUUUCAACAAGGGGAGUGACGGCGGACCAUCCAAUGUUACGGUGACAUUGGAGGAGAUUGGCUUCACCACAACUGUUCAGAAGUACGCCCUCAGAGAUUUGUUUCUGCAUCGUUUUUUGGGAAACUAUGACGUAAGAGGUACAUUCGAAACGUCGAUAAAUCCGACAGGUGUCGUUAUGGUGACAGCAUCACCGGUCAAAAUUAACAAGUACAGGACGACUAAUUUCUGGUUUCAUUGUUAA
This is a messenger RNA of Saccoglossus kowalevskii, 1266 nucleotides long. RefSeq names its product alpha-N-acetylgalactosaminidase-like. Gene Ontology annotation, cellular component: cytoplasm. Gene Ontology annotation, molecular function: alpha-galactosidase activity. Gene Ontology annotation, biological process: oligosaccharide metabolic process; glycoside catabolic process. The record is from RefSeq and is a predicted model, not a curated record. NCBI's taxonomy places the organism in Eukaryota, Metazoa, Hemichordata, Enteropneusta, Harrimaniidae.